Gymnodraco acuticeps is the source of this 8827-nucleotide messenger RNA. It is a transcript of the gene cacna1aa, whose product is annotated as calcium channel, voltage-dependent, P/Q type, alpha 1A subunit, a. Gene Ontology annotation, molecular function: high voltage-gated calcium channel activity. The record is from RefSeq and is a predicted model, not a curated record. Gene Ontology annotation, biological process: chemical synaptic transmission; calcium ion import across plasma membrane. NCBI's taxonomy places the organism in Eukaryota, Metazoa, Chordata, Actinopteri, Perciformes, Bathydraconidae. Gene Ontology annotation, cellular component: neuronal cell body; membrane; voltage-gated calcium channel complex.
ACACUCUGCUGAAUGUGUUCUUGGCCAUCGCUGUGGACAAUUUAGCCAACGCACAGGAACUGACCAAGGACGAACAGGACGAAGAGGCGGCUAACAGUAAGAAGAUCGCCCUGCAGAAAGCCAAGGAGGUGGCUGAAGUCAGCCCAAUGUCUGCCGCCAACCUCUCCAUCGCAGCCAACAAAGUACACAGUGAGUGUCACAACGCUACCGACCCCUUUCUGGACUGUAAGGAGCAGCAGAAGAACAACAAGGGGGGAAUCAACAAGUCGGUGUGGGAACAACGCACCAAGGAGCUGAGGAGGCAGACGCUGGUGACCAGCCGCGAGGCUCUCUACAACGAGCUGGACACUGAGGAGCACUGGAAGGCAAGCGGAGGGAGGGAGGAGCAAAACAAUGUGAACUUCGCACGUAACUCCCGCCCAGACAUGAAGACCCACCUGGAUCGUCCGCUGGUUGUUGACCCCCAUGAGAACCGCAACAACAACACCAACAAGACCACAGCAAACAAUGCAGACCUCUGCUUCAGCCAGCACCAUCCUGCCGACGAGCUCCACAGACAGACACGCCUCCACGAACACGUUGGCCAAGUGGGAGGAGUUGGAGGAGGGGGCUCUGGGACGGCGAGGCCUCCCCUGGAGCGCGGCGAGUCCUCGGAGAGCAGGCGCAGUCGUAAAAGCGAGCAUCACCACCACUCCUCUCAUGUCCGACUGGAUGCCACGGUGAUUCCCGGGCCCGGCUCGGAGGACAGGCCUGCCCGGCGCCAUCACCACACCCGGAGCGGCAGUCGAGGCGCGGGACAGUCGGAGCACAGGAAGCCCAGGUCACAUCGGAAAAAUGCAGAGGAGGGCGAGGAUGGCGGCGGAGGAGCGGGGAAAACAGGGAGACAUAAGAGCAGAGGGGUGGAGGGAGGUGGAGAAGGAGGAGAGCAGGAAGGAGCUGGGGAAGGCAGUGAGAGGAGGCCAAGAAGAAAUCGCCAUGGAAACCAGACGGACGGCGAGGGGAAGAGGAUGUGCCAGCACAGAAGGAAGGAGUGCAGUGUCCCUAACCUCUCCACCACGCGGCCCAUUCAGAAGAGCCUCCCCCGGCAGGACAGCCAGUACAGCGAGGACAUGGACAACCUCAUGAACACCAAACUGGUCUCCGGCUCCACCCCACCCGGCGAUGUUCACCCUAAUCCCCUCGCCCACCACCCUGCGGCCCCAGGCUUUGGAUCCGCCCUCCAUCUUGCAAACAGUAGCACUCACGGGAGUUUGGUGACAUUAGAUAGCUACGGGAGCAUCGCCCAUCACCGUACCAACAGUGUCCUCAGGCUGCCUCACCCUGACUACACAGCUCUAGACAUGCCUAUUUUUCCAUCCAUCAAUGCCAUACUGCAAGUCAAUAAGAAUGCCAACACGGAGCCACUGCCAGCGAAAGAGGAUAAGGACGAUGAUGAUGAUGAGAAGAGAGGUGAAGGAGGACCCAGGCCAAUGCCUCCUUUCAGCUCCAUGUUCAUCCUGUCCACCACCAACCCGUUUCGGCGUGCCUGUCACUACGUUUGCACCCUGCGAUAUUUUGAGAUGACCAUCCUGCUGGUCAUUGCCAUGAGCAGCAUCGCGCUGGCUGCUGAAGACCCCGUGUGGCCCGAAUCCCCCCGCAACAAUGUCCUACGCUAUUUUGACUACGUCUUCACAGGAGUAUUCACAUUUGAGAUGCUGAUUAAGAUGGUGGAUUUGGGCCUGGUCUUGCACCAGGGCUCUUAUUUCCGGGACUUGUGGAACAUCCUUGACUUUAUAGUGGUUAGUGGUGCUCUGGUGGCCUUCGCCUUCACCAGUGGCGGCGGGGGAAGCAGUAAGGGAAAAGACAUCAGCACCAUCAAGUCUCUGAGGGUGCUGAGAGUGUUACGACCUCUGAAGACCAUCAAACGUCUUCCCAAACUCAAGGCUGUCUUUGACUGUGUGGUGAACUCUCUGAAGAAUGUGCUCAACAUCCUGAUUGUCUACUUACUCUUCAUGUUCAUCUUUGCUGUGGUGGCCGUGCAGCUGUUCAAGGGACGCUUCUUUUACUGCACUGACGAAUCCAAAGAGUUUGAGCGCGAUUGCAGGGGCGAAUAUCUGGUGUAUGAAGGCGUUAACGAAGUGAAGGCGCAGAAGCGGGAGUGGAAGAAGUACGAUUUCCACUACGACAACGUGGCUUGGGCCCUACUCACCCUCUUCACCGUGUCUACCGGAGAGGGGUGGCCGCAGGUGCUGAAACAUUCAGUGGAUGCGACUUAUGAGAACCAGGGCCCGAGCCCGGGGUACCGGAUGGAAAUGUCCAUCUUUUACGUGGUGUACUUCGUGGUCUUCCCCUUCUUCUUCGUCAACAUAUUCGUGGCUCUAAUCAUCAUCACUUUCCAAGAGCAAGGAGAUAAGAUGAUGGAGGACUAUAGUUUAGAAAAAAAUGAGAGAGCCUGUAUAGAUUUUGCCAUCAACGCCAGACCUCUGACACGCCACAUGCCUAAGAACAAGCUGAGCUUCCAAUACAGAAUGUGGGAGUUUGUGGUGUCGCCGCCAUUUGAAUACACUAUAAUGGCAAUGAUCGCGCUCAACACCGUCGUGCUAAUGAUGAAGUAUGAUGGAGCUUCUGAUACAUAUGAAGCUGUGUUAGCCAACUUGAACAUAGUGUUUACCUCGCUCUUCUCCAUGGAGUGUGUUCUCAAGAUUAUCGCCUUUGGAGUACUGAAUUAUUUCAAAGAUGCCUGGAAUAUUUUUGACUGUGUCACAGUUCUGGGCAGCGUUACCGACAUCCUGGUUACGGAGCUUGGGAUGAAUAAUUUCAUCAACCUAAGUUUCCUGAGGCUGUUCAGGGCAGCUCGUCUCAUCAAGCUGCUGAGGCAGGGAGAAACCAUUCGCAUCCUGCUCUGGACCUUCGUUCAGUCCUUCAAGGCGCUGCCUUAUGUCUGCCUCCUCAUCGCCAUGCUGUUCUUCAUUUACGCCAUCAUUGGCAUGCAGCUGUUUGGGAAUAUCGCUAUUGAUGAAGAAGGAGAGAGUGCCAUCAACCCGCACAACAACUUCCAGACCUUCGUAAUGGCUCUCAUGCUGCUCUUCAGGAGUGCGACGGGGGAGGCGUGGCAUGAGAUCAUGCUGUCGUGUCUGGGGAGCAAGGAGUGCGACCCCCUGACAGGAAAUCCAGAGCCAGAGUGUGGCAGCCAGUUUGCUUACCUCUACUUUGUCUCUUUCAUCUUCUUCUGUUCAUUCUUGAUGCUGAAUCUGUUUGUCGCCGUCAUCAUGGACAACUUUGAGUACCUGACGCGAGAUUCCUCCAUUCUGGGACCUCACCACCUGGAUGAGUAUGUCAGGAUAUGGGCCGAGUAUGACCCUGCUGCCUGCGGGCGCAUUCAUUAUAAGGACAUGUACAGUUUAUUGCGAGUUAUCGACCCGCCUCUCGGCUUAGGAAAGAAAUGCCCCCAUAGGGUGGCCUGCAAGAGACUGCUCCGUAUGGAUCUGCCUGUUGCCGAUGACAACACGGUCCACUUCAACUCCACUCUCAUGGCCUUGAUCCGCACGGCACUGGACAUCAAGAUCGCCAAGGGCGCAGAAGGUGGGGUUGACAAGCACCAGAUGGACGCCGAGCUGAGGAAAGAGAUGAUGGCGAUCUGGCCCAACCUCUCGCAGAAGACUCUAGAUUUGCUGGUUACGCCGCACAAGUCCACAGACCUGACAGUUGGGAAAAUCUAUGCUGCCAUGAUGAUCAUGGAGUACUACCGGCAGAGCAAGAUCAAGCGCUCCCAGGCUCUUCGUGAUGAGCAGCGCGUGGAGCCACCUUCCCCAGGCCAGGAUGGGGGUACGGGACUGAACAACGCCCUUCCUCCACCUGAGACGACAGAGACGGUCAACGGCCUGACGGUACAGGGGGGGAUCCCGGCGAGCCAAUCGUGGGUGACGGCUCGUGCUCAGGAGAUGUCCCAAAAAGCCGGCAGCUGGAGCCCUGAGGGACACCCUGAGGACAGCCUGGGGAGCAUGAGCAACUCUCAGACGGUAGAGAUGAGAGAGAUGGGGCAGGAUGGUUACUCGGAUACUGAGCACUUUCCACCAAUGGAAGGCCAUGGCAGGGCCGCUUCCAUGCCCCGCCUCCCAGGCGACAACCAACCCAUAAAUGACAGCAGUCCCAUGAAGCGCUCGGCCUCGUCGCUGGGCCACAGCAGGUCCGGCCGGGGUCACAGAGACAAAGGAGACGACUACAACAUGGAGUGUGUGCCUGAGGAGGAGAGGACUUCUCGGCAUGGACACCGGCGAAAAGACCGGGGUCACCGGGCCUCUGAGAGGUCGCUCUGCCGCUACACAGAGGCUGACACAGGCCUGGGCACGGAACUGAGCACGACCACGCAGUCCGGGGACCUCACGUCCAAAGACAAGGACCGCGACAGAGACCGCGGCCGGUCCAAAGACCGUAAGCACCACCACCACCAUCACCACCACCACGGCUCCGUGGACAAGGAGCGCUAUGUAGCAGAGCGAGGGGGCGAGUACGGACACAGGCACUCCCGCGAAAGAGAGCUUGAGGACAGGGAGAGAGAGAGGGACCGGCGCUGGUCUCGAUCGCCCAGCGAGGGUCGUGAGGGUCACGAGGGUCGGGACGGCUUGACGCACAGACAGGGCAGUAGUUCGGUCAGUGGAAGUCCCGUCCCCUCUACGUCGGGGACCAGUACGCCACGUCGCGGCCGCCGACAGUUGCCUCAGACCCCCGCAACCCCCCGGCCCCAUGUCACCUACUCCCCUGUGGUCCGUAAGGCCAUGCCCGCAGCACCUGGGGGGCCCCAGGGCCGCCCCCCCGCUCCUGCCCCUCGGCACUUUUCUCCCGAACCUCCUCAAGGCCAGGGCCCCCCCCCCCUCUGUCCUCCUCCAGCCCACCAUGGCAUAUCCCGCCAGGGUCAUCACCCCCCGGCUCGCUGGGGGGACACGGAUGGAGGAGGGGGCUCCAUGGAAGGGGACGGUUGCUUCUACAACCAGGACUAUGACCCCCACCAUGAACCCCCUGCUUACGAGCAGAACCCCAUGCAGGGUGGCAACCCGCACCCCCACCCUCAACCUCAUGCCCUGGCCAACCACCCACUGCCACCUCCCCCACAACAACAACAACAUAACCCCCAUCCACUGCCUCCACCCCAGCCCCACCCAGUAAACAACCCCCACCCUCAUCCCCCGCCCCACCAGCAGCCCAGUCGCACCUCCCCAGGACUGUCGGCCAUGCACCCCCCCCCCACCACGGCCCUGACGGGGCCUGUGCAGGGCCAGAUGCAGCCUGCUGUCCAGCGGCGCCUACCCAACGGAUACCGCUCUUCAUCUCCAUCCAAACAUAUCCAUGGACCCCCACACACGGGGCCUCACAAGGUCCCCCCUCCACCCGGGCAUCCCAAAGGUCCCCGCAAGGGCCUGCAUGAACCCUACAGUGAGAAGGAGGACGACGACUGGUGCUAGCCUCUGGGGAUGGGUGAGGGGCGUACGGAGGAAAAAUAACUGAUAGAUGGACGGAAAAAUGGAAACGGGAAGCUCCGAGCGAGAGCUCUGACUGCCAAGGGAAACCAUGAUUCCUUCUUUCUUGCCUGUUCAAUUUUUUCUCCCCUCCACUGCUUGGCAUGUCCCAGUGAUGCUGGGCUGGGUGGAGGGAAAGGUGUCAGGAUGAAGGGGUGGAACAACAAUGCAGAGGCAGGACCAGUAGAAGUGGAACACCACCUCCACGUUCUGCUCGCAUUGUUGUAGCAUUCAUUUGUUGAUGCCAAAUAAGACCAACCUCAAACUGCAGGAUGCAAGCAGCCGGGGUGACUACACUAGUCUGUGUGUGUCUUAAAUUCUGCCUCCGGCAACGAUCUACAGCCACUUACAAGAUGUCAAGAGUUGCGACUCGACAAAAGACACUUUACAGUCCGAGACAAAAGAACGACCACUGUUUUGUUUUUGUUUGCUUCUCAAAGCCAACUUCAGUUAAGUUAGCUGCAAAAAGAAUCAAACCCAACCCUCCCAGCCACAAGUUGAAUAUUGAUGAGUUUUAUCAUCUGUGUUUUUAAAUAAGAACCAAACUGACAAUGAGCCCUCCACCUGUGUGAGGUGAGGAGGCUGCGUGGGUGGGAGAGUUGGGGAUUGUUGCACGGGGGUGGGGGGGUUGACGAGUCCCUGGUCAAAAUGUAGAGGAAAGGAUGGGUGUGUUUGGGAUGUUUCCUCCUCCCAGAAACAAACAAUUGAACCAACCUCAACCCAUGACCUAUGAGAGAAGAAAAAGAAAAGCGUGGAGAUGGGUUUCAGAAACAAAAAACAAACCAUUAACUGUUUUCUGCAGUAUUUCUUCUUCUAUUCCUGCUUCUUCUUCUUCUUCCUCCUUCUCUUCUACUUCUUCAGAACAUUGAAGCUUGAAUCUUCUGUUGCACCCAACACAGCUUCGUUUUUUAGACUUGCGGAGUUGUACACCCUGUGGAAUCCUGCAUGAAUGAUAGAAAAAAUAAUAAUAAUAGCAACAAUGAGAAUCUACUGUAUGUGGGGGGGAACUCUACUUGGUCCUUUCCGUUGUGGUCUGCAGGGUUUCUCUCCUUUUUUUGGAAGUAAAAAUGCCUUUCUGUUUCUCUCCGUCUCCUCUGUAGGACAUUACUCUUCCUGUACCUUCAUUUACACUGAAAUCAAGUGAAAGAAGGCUAUAGGGAGAUUUGAUAGUUACUGUAUGUUUAUCCAGAAGGAACAAAAUUAUUACGUUUUGCUUGCUUGUCUGUAUGUCCUGUGUCAGAUGCCUGCCACUGAUACAGAUGGAAUUGCACAUACUUUUUUGUGGAAGUAACUUUUUGUAACUACGCUGAUAAAAACGAUAUAACGGGAAGCAGGGUAACGUUGAUAAGAGAUGUGGGGUCCAAUAUUGGUGAACAAGUCAGUAACAUCUCAAAGUCUUCCAGGGUUUGGGCUUAAAAAAACAUGCGAGAGGAAGAGACCAAUAGAAAGGCGAGGGAAAGGAGAGAAACUCUUCAUCUUUGUUUUCUUUGUUAUCGACCGUCAUGGUGGACAAUCUGAUGAUAUAGUGACUUCUAAUGAUCAUGUCGAUUGUGAUAAUGAGACAGAUUCUCCAUUUUGGGUCUGUUGUUUCCGUUCUGUUUGAUUUUGAGCUCAGCUAAUCAUUUGUCCAACCCUAAGGUGGAGCUCUAACCCACAGUUGCAUCGUGGGAGAAUGAGUCUGCGGGUGGGAAAACAUGAAGCGGUGAUUGUCACUAUAUAGAAUUUGAACCGUGGGUUAAUUUGAUUUAGAGCGCCCUAAGAAUUGGCCAAACACAGCAGUAGCCUCCAGGUUUCUGCAGUGAAAUUAAAAUAAGUUUCCUGCAGAUGCGAAAGAGUUCCACCACCGCUUGUGACCUUCCGGGGGCGCUGUUUGACAGUGUGUUUUUUACCUCUCCUUUGACUUCAUUUCUGAUUCGGAGUCGAUGCACCAAGUAUACAGUUUAGCUCAUUCUCUCACUCGUGUUGCACAGUGCAGGCGGGUUGGAGAAAAGAUGUGUGGGCCUCGUCAUGGUCCCUGAAAACAUCUAUGUUCUGUGUGUAAUCACUCCUGUAUAUCUUUCAUUUCUUUCUUUGUGUUUCUCUGUGUGCCUCAAACUAACACGUGUCACUAAUGCACACCACUGUCAGCCCCAACAUUGUUAUUAUUAUUAUUAUUCUGUUCAUUCAUUUAACGUUUUUUUAACCUGGAGGCCUAUCACAUGUUGACCAGAGAAUGCACCGAAAAAAUUGAAAAGAAAAAAACUGCCUAUUAGUGUCUUUCCAACCUCAGUGGAAUGUCACAGACAAGUAUUUUUUCACAUCACUACACGUAAAAUCAGAAAGCACACUAAGUAUGUAGCUCCUGGUUGUGGUGUGUGUGUGUAAGUGGGUUUUUUGCGCGUGUGUGUGUACAUGAGUGAGUGUGUUUCAGAUCAAAUGUUUGAUGUUUUUGUGCUUGCUUUGCUUUCUAUUCUUUGUCUCCAGAAAUCCUUUAAAAAAAUAUUUUAGUCCAAUCAUUGUAUCAAAUUUCCGACUCUGUUUGUGUGUGCGUGUGUGUGCAUGUGAUGUCAGUAAACCCCUGAAUGAAACAGGCAUAGCCCCAAACAUUCACCAUCCAUCUUUGUGUCUAUGCUGCAGUGAAAUCCACUAACACGCUGAUUAACCACACAAAGUCUUCAAAAAGCAAUGUAAAGCCGCUACUGAGAAAAAAAGAGUUUUUUAAAUACAAAAGGUAAAAAAAAAAGGAAAAAAUAUCUAGUUCCAGAAAUGCAUGUGCUAUGUGCAUGCCACACCGUGGGUUAACAGUCAUCUUCAGGACAUAAAAGAAAAAGCAGAUUAAAGAAUUCAGAGGAAUUAAAAAAAAAGAUAUAUAAAUAGAUAGAUGUUUUUAAAAAGCAACGUUUCCUUUUUUUCCUUCUAUUUUUGAGAACAAAAAAGGUUAAAAAUUACAAAAAAAAAGUCUAAAGAGUUUAAAAAAACACAAGAGACUUUGGUGAGAGUUUGUUUUCUUCUGUUACAUGGGGUUGAGGCACAUCACGAAAAAAAAGAACUGUUUUUAAAAAAAAUAUUCAAAGAAAAGAAAGUACAGUUCAGAAGACAGAAGUGUAUUCUCCCUUCUACUUUGUGUGGGGGUCAGGGGGUACAGGAGCUAGCCAAAUCUGAUGAUGUCCUCAUUAUGAAUGGCUGUGGAAAACUUUGAUCUCUCACUCACUCCCUCUUUUUUCUCUCUCUCUAACUCUGUCUCUCUCACACUCUUAUCUGUCGCACUCUCAAACUGUCUCACCGCUAUUUCUACCAGUGCAUUUUGUAAUUCUAAACAGAACUCUUCCUAAAGAUUAAAAUCCAGAGAGAAUGCA